Molecule: messenger RNA, 3519 nt
Organism: Pectinophora gossypiella (pink bollworm)
Lineage: Eukaryota; Metazoa; Arthropoda; Insecta; Lepidoptera; Gelechiidae
Exons: 13
Coding region: 205-2766 (853 amino acids)
Cellular component (GO): membrane
Source: RefSeq, a predicted model, not a curated record
AAAUUGGUGUCCCGACUGCGACGUCCCGUCCGCAGUCAACCGGCUCAGUCGCUCGGCAGACGGGACCCUCCCUGGCUCUACCGUCGACUCCUAACACGAUCCUUAAACAAAUAAUCGUCAUAGACUGCCUUUGCCGCCGAUCCGAGCGCCAGUCGAUAAGAUACAGCCCGCGAACAAACAUCCCGGUAUGUGAUUGUGAGUGAAAUGGCCAAGUCUUUAGAUGAUGUUUCUAAGAAGAAUAGUGAAGACGACACUACCAUGGACGGCGAGAGCGAGGAGCCGCAGGGCUGCGCGCACAGACUCAUGGCGUGGCUGAGGAUCAACCCCAACCUGAUCAUGCUGAAAGUGACGCUCUUUGUGAUGUACGGCGCCACAGCGUCCCUGCUCCCCUACUUAACCAUACACAUGCAGAGCAUAGGACUGACAGUGCCCGAGAUAUCAUUUGUGUAUUUAGCGUUACCGUUCACUACGUUCCUGAGUCCACCGAUAACUGGAUUUCUUGUGGACCGUUUUGGGGAGUAUAAGCCCGUGGUCAUCACGGCGUUGAUCCUGAACGCUGCGUUCCACCACUCGCUGCUGCUGAUCCCGCACCAGGAGACGCCGGGGGUGAUGCCGUCGGCCUACGUCAUGCGACAUCCGAUCACCAGCGCCGUCGAGAUUUGGUGGAGUCCGUGUCCUAGCAGAGAGUGUCCGGAUGAAGAUGAACAUGUAGAUUUCGUGCUAGACAGAUGUGUAGACCACUGUUCUAGCAACUCCUCCAAACUUGACCAGCCCUUCAACGAGACGAACAACCCCGAUGAUGAUAUUGAUGAUAUUGACAUACACAUCAGUCAGAAAGUCAAGCCAGCUAUUUUGAAACAAAAGGAAAUCAAUUCCACAGAAGAUGAGGAGGAGUAUAAUGACAGUGCAUAUUUCAUACUCAUUGUGCACGAUGACUUAGGAGAGCCCAAGGAACAACUUGGAAUAGAAAUGGAGAGGGAUGACAACGAAACAGUAACAGAUUUCAGAUCAAGGUUUGGUGAGAAGUUGUUGACGUCACAAGGAGUAAAUGUUUCUGCUUUGGACAAAGAGGACCUACGAUGUGGAGGGCUUGUCAAGUUGCAUAAUAUGACAAAACUGUCGAAGCAGAGACUAGUUACCUUAUCCGCUGACUGUAUGGUCCAGAAGUGUGAAUUCAGAAGAGGCGGUCCUGAUAUUUGCCCACCGGAUUACAAGGAGAGUGACGAUAAAACUUUUUACAUUUACUUCUUCUUGCGGUUCAUGGGUACUAUCAUGUUGUCUGCUGGCGUCACUAUCAUGGAUCCAAUUGCCCUCACCAUGAUCCAGAAAUACGGAGGCGACUUUGGCAGGGAACGGUUGUUUUCCAGCAUUGGUAUGGCCAUAUUCUCGCCUAUCACUGGCAUGCUCAUUGAUAUGAGGAGCAAACAAGUCGGCUACACGGACUACUCAGCUGCAUUCUACACUUAUGAUGUGUUAUUACUCAUAUCAGCUAUAACAGUAGCUGUUAUGCCACUCGGAGCUAAAUUACCAGCUGACAAUUUACUUCAUGACUUGGUGAACAUCAUCAAGAUGCCGCAUAUAAUUAUUUUCAUAUUUUUCCUAUUCGCAUUGGGAAACUUUUGGGGAUUCAUCGAGUCUUAUCUCUUCCUGUAUUUGAAGGAAUUAGGAGCGCCUAAUUUUUUGUUGGGUAUAACGGUAACGGUGGGAACAUUAAGUAGCAUCCCAUUCCUGUACGGAGCUGAUGCCAUCACUGCUAAGAUCGGCCACGUCAAUGUCAUCAUCGUUGCCUUCUUCUCCCACGCUGCUCGGCUCGUCGGUUACUCCUUCAUUGAGAAUUCCUGGUGGUGCUUCCCGUUCGAAGCCAUGGAGUCUCUGUCAGUUCAUCUGAUGUGGGUGGCAGCAGCUACAUAUUGCGCGAUGUUGGCUCCCAAAAGUUUGUUGGCUACUCUUAUUGGAGUACUGGGGAUGGCACAUUUCAGUUUAGGCCGUGGCAGUGGCAGCUUCGGUGGAGGAUUCCUCAUCGCCUCUCUAGGAACCCGUGAAGCAUUCCGGUACAUGGGUCUUAUAGCGUUCCUUGGUGGAGUGUUGUAUGGACUACUACAUUACUUUUGGCUCAGGAAGAUCAACAUGACCAGCUUAGAAUACACCAGCACUGAGCAGGACACUGAAAAUGGUGAGGCAGACAAACUGAACGGCGAACCCAUACGGAAGGAUGCUGAAACGAUGAUAUCUUUAGAACGACUACACAUGAUCACCAGAUACAAUCCUCUGGGAUCACUGCAUUCUUUACCUAGAGGCUCACGUGCAAGGUUGUCCCAAGGCGACAUAAACGAGCUCUGCAGAAGUAGAAGUGGCAGCAACAGCCAACGUCGUUGCAGCAACAUCGAGAUCUCCCCGAAGACUCCUCAGGGUUCGGGAUCGAAGGUCCACCUUCUCCGGUCGGCUCUGGAGAUCAACCACCAACAUCAGGGCAAGAGUCAUAUAUCAAAUCCUAUGUUAUCUAGCCCAAAUAGACCUCAUCAUCCUUAUAAGCUCGCCAACAGCGCACCAAAACUGACCCAACGCAACAACAUAUCCCAGCCAGUUCUCUCAGAAUUUGACACCCGUCGCCGCGACUCCAUACCAGAGGAAGCAGAAGAAGACAGACUGGCUGCAGCGAAGCCUGCGAAGACCAAGAGUGACCAUCUUCGUCCACCACCAAGCUACGACGAGGCAAUAAGCGAACACCGGAAAAGUUGGCAUUCAGAUGACAGUACUCCCACUUAAGAGCCAACGAUGAUAAUGUUAGAUAUUAGGGUUAGACGACUUGGUAAAAUUACUGAUGGAAGCGGUACUGGCAUGGAUAGUUAUUGUUGUAUAGAUUUUUAUUGGAAAUUGUGCAAAGCUAUUACGCAUCGUCUUUGAGGUACGAACAAUUGAAGGAGAAUGUAACACGCCUGUAAAUGUUGAACAGUAAAAGACAAGUUUAGUAAUCUCAAAAUUGAGUCAUGGGUCAAAUUUUUAUUUUUAUCCGUAAGUAUUUUAGAUAUUCAAACUAGACCGUACAUUGGUGGCACCACAUUAAUGCAUGAUUAAAAUAAAAAUAAAAAGCUUAUUCAUUUACCAGAUGUUAAUGCAAUCUUCGUGUUUGGGGCUACUUUUAAGCAAAUAUUUACUUGUGUUAGUAGCCCCGCAUAUAAUAUAGUUACAUACAAGAGUCCCAUAGGCCUGUCAAAUCUUCAGCAUAGGUAAGCGGACCGUGUGAAAAACGGGAUAAUGCUAGGGAGAUGAUGAUAAUGACAAGAGUCAUUAAGAGAGAAUUAUGGCAUCGCUCUUUUGUAUAAUAAUUAUUUGUUACUAAUGUUUCGUCUUUCUUUCUGUUAUAAUGUUUGAAUGCCAGUGCCACGUCGACUUAACAUUUUUUUUUGUAAAUUAAUAAUAAUUUUGUAACAUUUUGUAAUUUGAUCUGAAAGUAGAUUGGAAACAAUAAGCGAAAGUUGUGAAUGCUUUAAUUUAUUUAAGUUGUAGAUAGACUUGUCU